Molecule: messenger RNA, 1486 nt
Organism: Morus notabilis
Lineage: Eukaryota; Viridiplantae; Streptophyta; Magnoliopsida; Rosales; Moraceae
Exons: 1
Coding region: 266-1171 (301 amino acids)
Source: RefSeq, a predicted model, not a curated record
AUUGUAAAAGUAAAAUGAGAAAAAUAAAGAAAAGCUCUCUAGUCUCUAAGUUCCAACGAAUAUUCCAAAAAUAAUUCCUCCAAAACGGACUUGCUCUAUUUCUUCUUUAAAGGCCAACCCCUUUCUUUAUAUAGCUUCUGCGACAUUCCUUUGCUUGUUCAUCAAUCUUCAACCACAAGCCAAAAAAAAAAAAAAAAAAAAACAGAGAGAGAGAGAGAGAAGAACAAAACAAAAGAAAAAAGAAAUAAUACUUUAGCUUAUUGAAAUGGCGGGCUUCGUUCGGACGAAACGAGUCACCGAUCCACUAGACGCCCGAGUCAGAGAUCGACUCGUCGGGAGAGAGAGCUCGGAACUCGGUUACGCCAGCAGCGGCAGCGAACACUCUGCCACCGAUGAUUGGCCGUGUCUCUCCGAGCUCGUUCACGGUUUCUUAGAGGAGGACGACUCGGAGACUCGGUCUCCGGAGAGCGACUCCGACUUGGACCGGGUUGACUCGGUCUCCGAACGAGCCGACUCGACGGAAAGCAUACUCAGAUCGAGUGCAGCAUCUAGCAAUGCGGAUGCGUACAAGAGACGCCUCCUCGCUCACGUCACCGAAGCGACGGAGUUGUUGUCUCACCUGAGAUCUAACAAAGCAAAGUUCAGAAGAAGCGUGAUGUCGUACCUGAGGGAAUCGGGGCACAAUGGCGCGAUCUGCAAGACGAGGUGGGACUCCUCCGGUGGACUAACCACCGGAAACUACGAGUUCAUAGACGCCGUCGUCGAACCGACCGGCACAUCGGUGCAGAGCCGCCGAUACUUCGUGGACCUGGACUUCGCCGCCGAGUUCGAGAUCGCAAGGCCAUCGGUGCAUUACUCGAAGCUCUUGGAGUCUCUGCCGAGAGUCUUUGUCGGCAGCGGAGACGAGCUGAAGAGGAUCGUGAGAGCAAUGUGCGAAGCCGCCAAGAGAUCCCUCAAGAUCACGGACCUCUCAAUACCUCCAUGGAGGAAGAAUCGCUACAUGCAGAACAAAUGGUUCGGUCCGUACCGCCGGACGACGAAUCUCGUCCCUGAAAACUCGUCUCCGGCGGCGAUCUCACCUCCCUCAGCCGUUAAAUGCCGUUGGGUUGGGUUCAACGACGCCGUCCCCGACUCUAACGUCAACGGCAGUCCAUUUGUCCGUAUAAGAUGAUAAGGAUGCGAUCAUGAAAUCUUGAUUUGAUUAGAUUAAAAAAAUAGGAUAAUUUAAUCAGGAUUUGUCCUUUAAUUUAUUUGUUUGUUUUCUUGUGGGGAGGAGCGAUGUAACGCGGCAAAUGCACAUUGUGUACAUUGCGGCGCACUAUACGAGCCAAUCACGAGUUUUGGAAUGAUAUUUUCUUUGGGACAAAACGAGUUUUGAUAGAUCUGUACCGUCGAUGAGCUAUACUGCUGUGUACGGUAAUAGAUCGGAUGGUUGUAAGAUGAAGAACAUGGACACAUCCGCUAAUGACAAAUUUGUUUGGUAGGA